Messenger RNA from Synchiropus splendidus (mandarinfish), 1648 nucleotides. Its product is annotated as quinone oxidoreductase-like. The record is from RefSeq and is a predicted model, not a curated record. The transcript is spliced from 9 exons. The coding region runs from base 496 to 1476 and encodes 326 amino acids. Gene Ontology annotation, molecular function: NADPH binding; zinc ion binding; mRNA 3'-UTR binding. Lineage: Eukaryota; Metazoa; Chordata; Actinopteri; Syngnathiformes; Callionymidae. Gene Ontology annotation, cellular component: cytosol.
UUGACAACGUUUCUCCAUGUCAGUUUAAAACUGCACGGUUCAAGACAGCGAAUAAUAAUGAUGUAAUGGCCAGCGAGGUCCCUCAUGUGACGCCUUGAACGUGAUGACGACAUCUACAACGCAGGACGAGACGUAUUUGGCUGCGUGUGCACCGGGUUUAUCUGGCAGGAUAUGUGUCAUUUCAGUUACUGGUUUUAUGAUUCAAACUUAAUGAUUAACCACAUCAAACAUUCGAGUCAUUUCCCGUAUUUAUACUUUUGAAUUCACUAACAAACCGGCAGAUCGCUAUCAUGGAGAUAGUUAGAUUUUUACAAAACAAGCUUGCGUUGUACACCAGUCCAACUGGGGGCAGUCACGAAUCUGGAAAUGAUAAAUGUUUGCAAUCGGCAAGAAGAAGAGGAAGACGAAGAGGAAGGCCGUACGAGUUGAGAAGUUUGGUUUGACAGCAGACAUUAAGUUUCAGUGUUUUUGUGCGAGUCUGUCUCUGUGUACAUCAUGUCUAAGUUGAUGAGAGCCAUUCGCGUGAGCGAGUUCGGUGCCCCGUCUGUCCUCAAACUUCGCUCCGACGUGGAGGUUCCGCAGCCUGGACUCAAACAGGUUUUGAUACGUGUCCGUGCUUGUGGUGUCAACCCAGUGGAAACGUACCUCCGUAGUGGAACAUUUUAUCUGAAGCCCAACCUGCCUUACACACCAGGCACUGAUGUCGCUGGAGUGGUGGAGUCUGUUGGAGCAGACGUGGCUUCAGUUAAGGUGGGAGAUCGUGUUUUCACCUCAUCGACAGUCUCUGGAGGUUACGCCGAGUUCACUGUUGCAACAGAUGACUGUGUGCACAAGCUGCCUGACACGAUGGACUUCAGUCAGGGAGCCGCCAUCGGGAUUCCGUACUUCACCGCAUACAGAGCUUUGGUUCAGAAAGCUCACAUCAAACCCGGGGAGAGUGUCCUGGUCCACGGAGCCAGUGGAGGGGUGGGUGUGGCAGCCUGCCAGCUGUCCCGUGCUCUCGGCCUGCGGGUCCUGGGAACAGCAGGGACCGAUGAGGGAAUGAAGCUGGUUUUGAACAACGGCGCUCAUCUGGUUUUUAAUCACAGAGAGGAAGGCUACAUUGAAAAGAUCAUGAACGCCACAGACGGCAAUGGGGUGGAUGUUAUCGUAGAGAUGCUUUCAAACGUCAACCUCAGCAAUGACCUUCACAUGCUCAGCAAUGGAGGACGAGUUUUGGUCGUGGGCUGCAGAGGUUCCAUAGAGAUCGACCCCAGAGACACCAUGGCUAAAGAGAAGAGCAUCAUCGGAGUCUCACUUUACAAUGCCACUGCGGAGGAGAUGAAGGAGUCGGCUGCUCUCUUCUUCGCUGGGAUGGAGGGGGGUUGGCUGCGACCAGUGGUGGGGAGCCAGUAUCCACUGGACAAAGCUGCUCAGGCCCACCAUGACAUCAUCGAGUGUCCUGGAGCCGCUGGAAAGAUGGUGCUGACCAUCUGAUCAUAUGACGCCAAAUAAAGAGGACAAGAAUACAUGAGAUCAUACAAAGGAAAAUACAUGUGUAUUAAAAGUAAUUUGAAAUGAAAACAUACGUGAUUCAAACAAUUCCAAAUAAUGGAAAUAAAGGAAUAACAGCCAGAAAGAGAACUCAAGUUUUUAUAUUAAGACAAAU